Messenger RNA from Anthonomus grandis grandis, 3190 nucleotides. It is a transcript of the gene Pdzd8, whose product is annotated as PDZ domain-containing protein 8. Gene Ontology annotation, biological process: mitochondrial calcium ion homeostasis. Gene Ontology annotation, cellular component: mitochondria-associated endoplasmic reticulum membrane contact site. The transcript has 12 exons. Gene Ontology annotation, molecular function: protein binding; lipid binding. Lineage: Eukaryota; Metazoa; Arthropoda; Insecta; Coleoptera; Curculionidae. The record is from RefSeq and is a predicted model, not a curated record. The coding region runs from base 149 to 3022 and encodes 957 amino acids.
AGUAUUUUAUUUAUUGAAUUAACAGUAGAUGGUAAUUAAAAAAAUGGAAUGUAAAUAAAUGGAAAGGAGGUAAAUGGCUUCCGCGCACCUCUGUACUUAAUUUUCCUUAACAUUCCUGUCGGUCUAAGAUUGUGAUAAUCACCUUAUAAUGGAUUUUUUUGCAAUACUCUUUGUAUCCAUAAUUUCUGUAUUUUUUGGUAUUAUUUUAACUUUAUGCAUACAGUAUUACGUUUUCUAUGUUUACUUAAAAAAGAGCCCCAUUGCCAGCAAUGUAACUCAUAAGAAAUCCUAUGAUUAUAGUUUGCCAAAUGUAAGUAUCAAUAAUCAUCGGAGGAUUGUUGCCUAUAAUUCUGUAUUGCAGGCAAUUAAGAAGCAGCUCGAGGCUGGAGAUGUAUCAGACAAGCCUAAAGACGGCUUGGCAGUAAAUUUAGUGCUACAGUUCCUUUUUCAUGAGUUAAGACAUUCAGAGACUAUUAAGAGAUGGCUCUACAAGAAAUUGUCCAUGGAGUUUGAUGAAUUGCUUACUAAAACUGCCAUGGGCAAGUUUUUUGACUCAAUCACUAUAAAAGACUUACACUUGGGUUCUCAAUUCCCAGACAUAAAAGACAUUUCAAUAGAAAAUGUAAAAUUAGACCCAAAAAAUGAACAUAUUGAAGUUCUAAGUUUAGUAUUGAACCUGGACUAUUUGGGCAACUUUUUCAUGUGUAUUGAUGCCAAAAUGAAGUUUAGUAAGACUGCUUAUCUAUCAAUCAAAGUUAAAAAAAUUAGUGGUUCAGCUCGGCUACAGUUUAGUAGGGAACCAUACACACAUUGGUCCUUUAGUUUUUACAAUGAACCAAUCUUGGAUUUGGCAGUGGAGUCACAUUUUCAAGGCAGGCAACUGCAAUCCAACAUCACCAACCUUAUAGUGCAUCAAAUUAAAAAGGCGAUUAAAAGGAAGCACACUUUACCUAAUUAUAAAAUUAGAUAUAAACCAUUUUUUGUUAAAACUGAUCCUAGUCAGUUGGAUGUUGAGGAUACCGACCUGCCAGUACAAGGAAUGUUGGAUAUGAACAUUUCUGAAAUUUCCAGGUUAUGUUAUCCUGAAGGCGCUAACAGUAUUUAUCUUACUAUGGCUGUGGACUCGAUCCCCUGGAUCUCUUUAUACCAAAAAAAAGACGACACCAUCAUAAUGACCCUGGAAAUCACCAUGGCCAAACUAAAACAGACCCAACUGGGGGUGAUUUUUAGACAGGAACCUGGGGCGGUAGUGGUGGAUAGUGUGACAAAUAAUUCUUGUGCUUUUCAUGCCGGUCUAAAGCCCUCGGAUGUGGUCAUUUCGGUGGAGAAUAAAUCAGUUACCACGGUGCCUCAGGUGGCCAAGUAUAUGAAGUCAGUUUCCGGCACUCAUGUGACCUUGCGGGUGGAGAGAGUGGUGGAGAAUUAUAUUAUUAAGUGGAAGGGCGAGGAGAAGGAUGGAGGUGUGCAGGUGGCCAUUGAGGUGAAAAGUGAUGAUAGUGAGUCGGAGUUGACCCAAACCGAGCAAGAAUCCUUCGUAAUCGUUGACAGUGUAAAAAAAGAAGAACGUAAACCGCGCUCGCCGAAAAUCAUCCCCGGUAACGAAAAUAUGGCCAAACUGGCGCAAACAAUCAGCAAUUUCAGUUUGAGAAAAAGAAAAGGUGCAGGUGCGUCCCCAAGUACGCCCCAAAGAGCCCGCGUAUCCUCCUCGGCCAAAAAAAAUUCAGCCACAGACUUACCGGAGAUCGUACGGACCGAGGCGGACACUUUAGAAUGCGAACAGAUAUUUUCGCAAGUCGAGGUCCUAAGAGGUAAAGAGCUUCAGGCCGCAUCGUUUCUACUCUUCGACGAUGACUUUAGGUUUUCCAUCAAAGACGGCUCUAAAUAUUUGAAUAUUAACGCAUGGGCCACCGUAACCGACUCUCCGGACAUUCUUUUAGGUUACCUUAACAUACCUCUUAGUUUUAUCGCGUCAGAAUGUUCCGUGAGUGUAUUGGGACACCAUUGUAGGCGAUAUUCCUUCUUACCUCCAGGAGUAUCCACAACGGCUCACCCUCUAAGGCUGCACUCCGGCUUCGAGCAAGUGUUUUGCUUCGGGGACGCCCUGCUCACGUUCUCGUGGAGUUCCACGUUCUGCGAGGCCUCGGAGGUGCCGAAAAAGCCCCCGUCGGAGGACUUUUGCGCCCCCGUAGAGACGAAGACUGAUUCGAUCGAAGUGGCCGACAAACACGAUUUCGUCAGGACCCAGUUUCACGGCACUACACACUGUGAUUUUUGUUCUAAGAAGAUAUGGCUAAAAGACGCAGUACAAUGCCGACAGUGCGGCAUGUGCUGCCACAAAAAGUGCGUGGCCAAAUGCCAAACUACCGGGGGCACCUGUUCGGCCGACAAGCCCCCACUACUAUCGGUCAGAAUGACUGACGUGUCGAUUUCUGACGUCAUCUUACAGCCAGACGGCAUAGAAGACAUGGAACCCUCCUCGACUGUGACGGAGACCACCUUGAAGAGGGUGAAUAGCGUGUCCAAUUUAAGCAUUCCAGGUUCUCCGUCGUUUGCGUCGCGUAGUUUACCGCAUAGCCCCCAAAAGACCCCCAGUAGGAAACAGUCUCUGGUUAGUACUAGUCCGUUUUCGUUUUGCCCCACUGCUUUGGAGGAGGUGCAGAGGAAUCCUCAAGAGGCUGCCGAAACGGUUUGUAGGUUGUUAGAGCAGGUGAUGCAGUGUCCCCCGGACGAAAGUUUGAUGGAUAAUGCCAAAGAGACCGGACAAAGGAUGUACGUGGGAUUGACGUCGGACGAGAAAAAGGACAAAAUUAAUUUAAUGAUGGCUGAACUAAAGAAAACCCUCGAUCUCUCCACGUCCGAGCAUAUGGAACUCACAAAACGUUUGAGUACCGAAGAAUCGGAGGUGGAGAAGGCGAAACUGGCGUUUCUGAUUGGUCAGGCGGAUGCCAAGGUGCACGCUCUCUCUGUCUUAAUGUUGCAUUAUUGUUCCGGCCUUCAGUACACUCAAGAGAAAAUCGUUUAGUUGCGUUUUAAAUGUCGAGAAAAAUCGUCAUAGUUCCUUUAGUUUUUAAAUGUAUUUAUUUUUUAUCGGGAAAGGAUAGUAUUAUUUAUUAUUAAUUACCUUAUACAUAUCUAAUAAAUAGGACAAAAAAAAUGGGCUUAAUUAUAUAUAUUAAGGCCUAAUCGGUGA